CCUUGAGUUACAUGUCUGGACCCUCAUCGCAUUUCUGCCGUUUGGAUAUAAACAAAAGAAGAAGUGAUGAAACUAUCCAUCGCUGUGGUGCCUGCGUGCAGGAGGAAGACCCGUCCAUCUCAUCAAUGAACGGGAAGCAGCACCUUCAGAUCGUCUUCCUCCAGGUUCUUGCUGGAGCUGAUGAGCCUUGAGAUACAAUCAUGGCACCGUGCCUUCAUCACCGUACGUCAAACAUGGAAGUAGACACCAGGAAAAGCUCCUGAAGUCGACCCAUCAUCCUUCCCUCCUCCUGUCAACUAUUUUCCUCCAUUCCAUUCCUCUCCCUGUCUUUUACCCAUGUAUCUCUCUCCUCAACCCCCUCCAUCCCUCCAUGGACCCCUUUGGUUCCUCCUGGUUCUCCUGGCCUCCACGUAUUUACUGCCCUGCCCAGUUCGGGCAGCAUCGUUUCAGGUUGGGGUGGUGGGACCGUGGGGAUGCGACCCCCUCUUUGCCAAGGCCCUUCCCAGUGUGGCGGCUCAGCUCGCCGUCAACCGCAUCAACAGAGACCCCUCGCUGUCGUACGCUGCAACCUUCGACUAUGUUGUGCUGCAGGAGCCAUGUGAGACAUCAAGAGCACUGGAGGCCUUCAUGGGUUUCUACACCAAGGCCACAGGGUUCAUUGGUCCAGCCAACCCCGGAUACUGUGAUGCUGCCUCAAUGCUGAGCAAAGGCUGGAACAAGGUAUUGUUUCCAUGGGGUUGUGUUGGCUACGAGCUGGAUGACGUUCGGAGCCACCCAACCUUUGCCCGGUCCAUGCAGAGGCCGACCUCGGUGCUGCUCAGCAUCAUAAACUACUUCAGGUGGGCCCACAUCGGCAUCAUCUCUUCCUCAGAGGACAUCUGGGUGGAGACGGCCACCAAGGUAGCUGAUUCGUUGAGGAGCCAUGGUCUGCCGGUCAGGCUGGUCAGCUUUAUGGAAAACACACCUCACGGAAUAAGACGAACUCUGGCCAAAGUCCGCAAGAUGAGCGAAAUACGAGUUGUGAUCCUCUGCAUGCACUCGGCGCUGAUCGGCGGUGAAGCCCAGAAGCUUCUCUUGGAGACGGCCUAUGACAUGCAGAUGAUCGACGGCUCGCUGGUCUUUGUGCCCUACGACACCCUGCUCUACAGCCUGCCCUACCGCAACGUCACCUACCCGGCUCUGAGGAGCAACAGCAAACUGCUGCGGGCCUACGACGCCAUGCUGACCAUCACCAUUGACUCCCCCCAGGUGUCGUUCUACGAGGCCUACAGAGAGGCCAUGGAGAGGAGAGAGGUGGCCAGGACGCUGAAGCCACAGCAGGUGUCUCCUCUCUUUGGCACCAUCUACAGCUCCGUCCUUUUCAUGGCUCAUGUGGUGCAUCGUGUUCGCCUAUCAGGGGCAUGGAUGUCUGGGGGAAACCUGGCAACACACACCCGCAACCUGGCCUUCCAGGGCUUCAGCCAUCCCAUCAAAACCAAUGGCUCCGGAGCAGCUCUGCUUGACUACCUCAUACUGGACACAGAUGGACUCUCCUGGGAGCUGAAGCCAACAUACAGGAUCGACACGGAGGUCGGUAUGGUGCGAUUCCUGGGCCGAGACAUCCACUUCCCUCGCGGCAACCGGCCCAGGAAGGACUCCUCCUGCUGGUUUACUCCUGGAGUCAUCUGCUCAGGCGGGGUGGAUCUGUUCUCGACCAUCAGCAUGUUCUUCGGAACGAUGGCCACAUCUGUUUUUGCAGUGGCGUUGAUUUACUGCAUCAGGAGACGCAUCAAUCAGAUUCGACUGGUUAGGGGUCCAAACAAGAUCUUGCUGACUCUGGAUGAUGUCACAUUUAUAAACCCGUCACUUAGCAACAAGAAGCUGAAUCUGGACGACAGCAGGGCCAGCAACAUGAGGAGCGUGUCAGAACGCAGCGUCACGUCGCCAGUCUCCACGCAAACACCGGCCACCUACGAGAACUCCAACGUCGUCAUUUACGAGGGUGACUGGGCGUGGCUGAAGAGACUCCCUGAUGGAACGUUUAGCAACAUCAACCCCAAAACCAGCCAUGUGUUUGAACUGAUGAAGGACAUGCGUCACGAGAACGUCAAUCCUUUCCUGGGCUUCUUUCACGACUGUGGCGUGUUCGCCAUCGUGACCGAGUUCUGCUCCAGAGGAAGUCUGGAGGACCUGCUGCUAAACGAAGACGUCAAACUGGACUGGAUGUUCAAGUCGUCUCUGCUGCUGGAUUUGAUUAAGGGUAUGAAGUACCUCCACCACCGCGGAGUGUCUCACAGUCGUCUGAAGUCCCGUAACUGUGUGGUGGACGGACGUUUUGUCCUGAAGGUCACGGACUACGGCUACAACGAGGUUCUGGAGGCUCAGCGGUUCCCCUACAUCGAACCACCUGCAGACGAGUUGUUGUGGACGGCUCCAGAGAUCCUGAGGAUCUCUGGGCAGCCGGGGCUGCACGGGACCAUGCUCGGGGACGUGUACAGCUUUGCCAUCGUCAUGCAGGAGGUGGUGAUCAGAGGGCCUCCAUUCUGCAUGAUGGACCUGUCCGCCACAGACAUAAUCGAGAAGCUGCGUAAGCCUCCUCCUCUGUGUCGGCCGGUGGUCAGUCCGGACUACGCUCCAUUAGAGUGCAUCCAGCUGAUGAAGCAGUGCUGGAACGAGCAGCCGGACAAGAGGCCGGCCUUUGACGAGAUCUUUGACCAGUUUAAGAACAUCAACAAGGGGAAGAAGACCAACAUCAUCGACUCCAUGCUGAGGAUGCUGGAGCAGUACUCGUCUAACCUGGAGGAGCUGAUCAGGGAGCGGACGGAGGAGCUGGAGAUCGAGAAGCAGAAGACAGAGAAGCUGCUGACACAGAUGCUGCCUCCGUCUGUGGCCGAGGCUUUGAAGGUGGGCGGCACCGUUGAACCGGAGUAUUUUGACAAUGUGUCGCUCUACUUCAGCGACAUCGUCGGCUUCACCACCAUCUCGGCCAACAGCGAACCCAUCGAGGUGGUCGACCUGCUCAACAACCUCUACACGAUCUUUGACGCCAUCAUAGCAAACCACGACGUCUACAAGGUGGAGACUAUCGGCGAUGCUUACAUGGUGGCGUCGGGUGUUCCCGUCCCUAACGGCAACCGCCAUGCUGCAGAGAUAGCUAACAUGGCCCUUGACAUCCUGAGCGCGGUGGGAACCUUCAAAAUGAGACACAUGCCUGACGUCCCUGUCAGGAUACGAAUAGGACUGCACACAGGUCCAUGUGUAGCAGGUGUUGUAGGUCUCACCAUGCCGCGGUACUGUCUGUUUGGAGAUACAGUGAACACCGCCUCUCGUAUGGAGUCCACCGGCCUGCCCUACAGGAUCCACGUCCACCAGAGUACAGUGAAGGUCCUGCGGGACCUAAACCUCGGCUACAAGCUCGAGUUGAGAGGCAAGACCGAAGUCAAGGGGAAAGCAGUCGAGGAGACGUACUGGCUCGUCGGGAGGGACGGAUUCACCAAACCUCUGCCCGUUCCUCCAGAAGUCAAGUCCGGCUCCCCCAUCGGCGUCGCAAAGGACGAGUCAAAGGACCUGAAGCAGGUGUUUCACAAGGCGGUGAAGAAGAUCUCUCACAUCCGCGUCGUAAGUCAGCUCCAGGCGCUCGACGACGACGACAACGUCAUGUUGUCGCACCACUGACACACCUGUGAAGUGCACCACCUUGCACCUGGACCUGGAGCUCCAGCAGGACUCUCACUGCUGGGCCGGGCUGUCAGCGCUAAGACCGACCACAGAAAACUAUGACCUUUGAACUGUAUCAGAAGUGAUCGACGAAGACCCUCAUGAGCUUCACGCCAAGGACAAAGAGUGUCAUUUUGCACCAGUGUCUCACAGGAAAGCAUCAUUUCCUGGCUGGUGACCAUCCACCGAGAAAAGUUUCCAGGAGGAGACGAAGGCCGAUGACAGUGUUCGUUCAGAUUAUCACUGUGUGUGUGUGUGUGUGUGUGUGUGUGUGUGUGUUAACAGCUUGAGUUGACUAGAUGAAGUCUUAUGUUGAACUAUGUAUAGAGGCUGAGAAGCGGUGACUCAGCGAAGCAGGGAUCUACAGACGCCGCCCAUCAGCAGCAGAGGAACGCAGCUAAUCUCUCCUUCACUUCCUCCCCCGUCCCCUCCCUGUUCCCCUCUCCGGAGGGAGGAGAGGUAAGGAGAGAGGUGAUUCAAGGAGGGAAGAAAAGACGGCUCCACCUUUUUGUUUUUACUUCCUGUUUAUGGAGGUUUUUGGCAUCUUGGCUUUGUGGCGCCAAGUUGUUGAUAUUGGAAAAACACAAAUAAACUGCCAGAAUUAAUCACUGAUCUUCAGGUACUCAUAUUAGGCAGUUAAAGAGUCAUAAAUUAUUGCCAUGAAUCGACUGAGAGACAGAACAGAGCACACGUUGGUCCCCGGCCAAUCACAGCACCUCGUCUUUGACCACCUGUGUGAUGUCAUCAGGACGGGGGUGAUCAGGAAUGUAAACAAACAAAGGCAUCCAAAGCGACGUGAUACUGGCUUCCACAACGCGUCAUCGUUCCUCCUUCGCCUCGCCGCGUUUGCAGCAGAAGAGCGCUCUGAGCUCCUAUUGGUCGACGUCACAAGCGUCUCAGAUGUAGCUUUGGUAGAUGUGAGCUAAAGCGAUCAGCUGUCAGGCCUGACAUUUUCAUUCCGGACAGCCUGCAUCUGUCGGAUCAGGCUAUUACCAGGCUCAUGUGGUCUACAUUCACAGAGGUUUAACACACAUUAAUGUUUAAAAGAAUAACUUCAAUGGAUGAAUUAGCAACAGUGUUGCAGAUCGGCCUGGAGGUCUAAUGGGGCAACCUUGAACCACUACGCCCCUGGUUCACCUGGUUUCCUGUCAUAUCUCUGCUGUCAACCAUGAUAUUUCAUAAUCACCAUUAAAAACAUCGUGCAGCAAACCCCCUCAUGAUAAUUAAAGACUAAGAUAGUCCAGAUAGUCCACAGGUCUGCUCCCGUGAGAGAGGGUCAAAUCUCAACUGCAUCUGAGGUCGGAUUAGUGGUGGUUGUUUCAUUUUACAGCAGGAAGCAGAUUCUUUCCUUCUCUGAUUUUAUGUCAUCGUCACAAACGCUUAAUGUACUCUGAUGUUUUAUUGGUUAAAUUUAGUUCAGACAGGUUUAUGUUUUUAAUUUUGUGCUUAUAGUUGGAAAUGAUCGUGUUCUUUAGAUUUAGAUGAGUGACAGUAUCGAAUCAACUUUAUUUUUGUUACCAAACCUGCCUCACAAACACUGCAAUAAAUGCUUUGGUGCUUGAAUUCAGUGUAAAGACGUUUGGUAAUUGAGUUUAUCACUGUGCUUGAGAGGCUGGUUUUUAAACAAGCUCACAGCGCCCCCUGGUGGCGCAACCUAAAAUAAACUAAAGUUUGUUUAAGCUACAGAAAGCCUCCUGGCAGCUCAGCAGGAUUAUCUCUGCUGAUCCUCAGUGUGUGUGUGUGUGUGCGUGUGUGCGUGUGUGUGUGUGGUGGUCUGUUUAAAAUCCAUAAACACACAGGAAGCUUACCAUCCUCUUUUUACUGAAUGUAUGCAACUCCAGCUCACACACGGUGGUGGACGAUGUAAAAAAAAAGUAAAAGUAGCCGCACUACAGUGCAGAAAUACUCUGUUACAA
Molecule: messenger RNA, 5612 nt
Organism: Chelmon rostratus (copperband butterflyfish)
Lineage: Eukaryota; Metazoa; Chordata; Actinopteri; Chaetodontiformes; Chaetodontidae
Gene: gc2
Product: guanylyl cyclase 2
Exons: 24
Coding region: 337-3654 (1105 amino acids)
Biological process (GO): receptor guanylyl cyclase signaling pathway; protein phosphorylation; cGMP biosynthetic process
Molecular function (GO): ATP binding; peptide receptor activity; guanylate cyclase activity
Source: RefSeq, a predicted model, not a curated record